CUGAUACUUCCACAUCUUUAGUGAAAGUAAAUCGAACAGAAAUACACAUAGAUAUAUAAUAAAUACUCCGAAAAUAGGUUACAGUUAAUGACUAGGGAGUCAUACGAAAUAUAAAAAUAUGGAACCAAUAUUACUGAUUCAUGGUGGAGCUGGGGAUAUACCUGAUUCCAGGGUAAAUCCAACUGCUGGCAUCAAAAAUUCAGUAACAGCUGGAUUUAAGAUACUGAAAGAUGGAGGUACCGCACUGGAUGCUGUGGAAGAAGCUGUUAGGGUUAUGGAACUAAAUGAAGCAUUCAAUUGUGGUUAUGGAUCAGUUCUAAACCUAGAAGGAGAGGUAGAAAUGGAUGCCAGUAUUAUGGUGGGAUCUGACUUAGGAGCCGGAGCAGUCACAGUUGUCAAAGACGUCGCACAUCCUAUAAGUUUGGCCCGACUGGUAAUGGAAAAAACACCUCAUGUCUUGCUAGCGGGUGCAGGUGCCUACAAAUUUGCGGUAGAACAGGGAGCACCCAGGGUACCACCAGGUACUUUGGUCUCCCCUCAAGCCCAGAAGGACUUUGAAGAGUUUAAAAAGACCAAAGUCCUGAGAACCGAAAUCGGCGACCAGAACCCUGGUGGUGACGUAGGCACUGUAGGAGCCGUCGCCAUCGAUAAAUAUGGCAACCUGGCCGCUGCCACGUCAACUGGGGGCAUAAGUGGUAAAAUGGUAGGAAGAAGCAGCGACACUUCGCUGAUUGGUUGUGGAACUUACGCAGACAACAAUGUGGGUGCGGUUUCUACUACAGGUCAUGGCGAGACAAUAGCUAAAUGGUGUUUAGCCCAUGCCAUAAUAAAAAAUAUGGAAUACACAAAUAAUAGUGCUAACGAGGCUACUAAUGAAACAUUAGAAAAAAUGACGAAAAGACUGAAAAAUACUGCAGGUGCUAUUACACUCUCAAAAAAUGGCGACAUAGGAAUUGGAUUCACCAGCAGGAGGAUGUCAUGGGGCUACAUAAAAGGCAACCAACUCCACUACGGCAUCGAACAAGGACAAGAUAUGGUAGAAACCAUAAAAUAGAUACCUUUUUUUAUCAUAUAUUAAGAUUUAUUCUACUUAAAACUAAUUAUUAUCACAACUAAAUAAAAUGUAUUUAGUACAUUAUGCGUAAAAUUAAAUAUUGCAAAUAAAAAUUCCGAAUUUUUUGACUAACUAUGAUAUGUUUGAACUAGUGAAUGUAAUAUACAGGGUGUAAAGAAUAUGAGUAAAAAACUUACAUUAAAUCAAUCACCUGAAGUUUUUUGCACACUAACGUACACCCUGUAUAUAAAAAAAUUAAGGACGGAGUGAUAAGUCUAUUUUCUACUCCAAAUAAGGUGAAAUAAUUGUUAAAAGUUUAUUUUAAUACUAAGUAUUAAUCAAUUUUAGGUCCACUCUGAAUAUUGUAUACUCUGAUAAAAAAAAAUUCCAAAAUUUUUAUAUGUAACAUUUAAAUGAAAAUAAGCUAUAAAAGCAAUAUAAAAUUAAUACAUAAAUAUUAAGUAACCAUAAAUGUUAUGAUAAUGUAUGUGAAAUUAAUUUAAAACAAACAGCAUUUAAUAAUUCUUUGAAAUUAAAAUAAAGUGACUAGAAAAUCCAAAUUUAAUCUAUUGACAGAACAUUAAACUAUUUUAAUAUUCUAA
This is a messenger RNA of Sitophilus oryzae (rice weevil), 1656 nucleotides long. RefSeq names its product probable isoaspartyl peptidase/L-asparaginase CG7860. The record is from RefSeq and is a predicted model, not a curated record. Lineage: Eukaryota; Metazoa; Arthropoda; Insecta; Coleoptera; Curculionidae. Gene Ontology annotation, molecular function: asparaginase activity.